Pelecanus crispus (Dalmatian pelican) is the source of this 3285-nucleotide messenger RNA. The record is from RefSeq and is a predicted model, not a curated record. Lineage: Eukaryota; Metazoa; Chordata; Aves; Pelecaniformes; Pelecanidae.
AUGUCUGCACCUGAGUUCCUGGUGUCUAGGCUGGCUUCCAUGUACCUGCAGGAGCACUUGUCUGUUUCUCUGUUUGAACUUCUCACCUCCAUGAAAUCCCUCCAUAAACACAUAGACAGCUCGCAGCUGCCUCUAGAACUGGACGGGACCUUCCCUUACUGCCACAGGGACUGGUUAAGCUUCCGCAUGAAGCUGGAACAUUUGCUACAAGGAUGCCAAGGUGCUUGUGCCUUCCUCCAGGGAGCUAUUCAUAAAGUGGAACCUGGAAAAUUACCAGAAAGAGCUGAGGAGGCAGCUGUGCUGCUGAGGAAUUACAGGCAGUUGAUGAAGAAUGUUCUUGAAGAUGCACGGCUGGUCAGGCUGCAGCUGGAGGGUGGAGCGCUCCUGGCCAGACUGAGGAAGGAGGAGUCUUGUGUCACCCUCACCCAUGACUACAGAGACGCACUUGAUGCUGCCAGUGUGCUCUAUAAUCGAGUUGAUGAGGGCGUUCACCGACUGGUGAUGCUGUCGAACAAACGCAUCCAGGAAUUGGAGCUGGUGAUGGAGUUCGAGAAAGUGGAAGACUGUUUUAAGGAGGUCAGCAGUUGGAUCGAGAAUGUUGGCAGAAAACGGCUAAAGGAUACGAUCAACCUGGACGAUUCUUUGGAGAUGCUGCUUCAAGCGCAAAAGCAGUUCAGGGAGUUUGAUCUUGUUGCCAGUGAAUAUUGCAGAAGGGGGCAGGAAGCACUAAAGAAGAUGGAUCGAUGGGAAGACUUUUCCUCUGUGGAUGUACAUUCUUACAGGGUAAAGCUGCAGACCUACAAAGAUCAACUGGAAGAGUUCUGCACUCAACUGGAUGAAAACAGGCAUCGAAUCUGUGAGACAGUCAGGCUGUAUGAAUUCUUUGACAAGGCAUACGAGUGGGCCUUGGAAGGGAUGCGACACCUUGCCUGCAUCAGCAUGGAGGACUGUAGCUCUGCCGAACACUGUGCAGGGGUGAUCAAGUGCCUGGAGAGUUACAAGGGGCAGCACCCGGACAUUAGCGAUGCCCGGUUCCAGGAGAUGAAGGAGCUGGCCUGUGAGCUAAAGAGUGACAAGGGACUCAAGCAGUGGAAAUUUGCAUGGUCUAAAUGCCAGGAGACCAAGCUGGUUUUUGAAAAGAAACUCGAAGCAGCCUUGAGAACAAGGAGGUCUCUGCUGUCAGACAGCAAACCAGCUGCGGGGGAGCAGCCCCAGGCCAGCAGUGAGGCUGGCAGUCUGUCCCACCGGAGGCACUCUGAGGGGGCUUCCUCGCCCUCACUGAGCUGCCCUGGCGAUGUCAGUGCUGCAGAAGAAUUUGCCUGCCAAGCUGUUCUCAGCCCUGGUCCUCACUUGAGCAGAGUUUCUUUUGCCAGCGGGGCCUCCAAGUCUGCAAAGCUGCCUGAAGAAAAGCCAAACUUGGAGAGCAUAUUAGAAACCCUAGAGGUGAAGCCAUCCUGCACCUCCACUCCAGCCUCUGGGAAGCCACCUCCCAGGAGGAUGCUCCGGAAGGCCCAAAGCUUUGACCUCCCCUGCGGUGAGAGCCUGUGGUCAGGCUGCCAGAGGACGCUGAGUGAACCAGCCAGAUACGGCAACACUGGAGUCUUUAUUAAAGGGCUGGAGGUGAGCAGCACUGAGCUGGUGGACAGGACUUUUGCGCUGCGGCAGCAAGCCGCUCACAGCUGGGCUGCAGACUGCCUGCUGGAGGGACAGAGGGGCUGCUUCUCCGUGUCAGAAGCCAAGAGCUGGGGCAGCAAGCUGCGGCACAUCAUUGAUGAGAUGGUAACCACGGAGCGGGAAUAUGUGAGGUCGCUUUGCUACAUCAUCGAUAGCUACUUCCCUGAGAUGGAGCGCCUCGACCUCCCCCAGGACCUGCGUGGGAAGCGCAGCGUCAUUUUUGGGAACCUGGAGAAACUCUACGACUUCCACAGCCAGUACUUCCUGCGAGAGCUUGAGAGCUGCUGCAACCACCCACUGCGAGUCAGCCACUGCUUCCUCCGACACAAAGACCAGUUUGGGAUGUAUGCAUUGUAUAGCAAGAACAAGCCAAAGUCGGACUCGCUGCUGGCCAGCCACGGGAAUACCUUCUUCAAGUUCAAGCAGGUGCAGCUUGGGGAUAAGAUGGACCUGGCCUCCUACCUGCUGAAACCCAUCCAGCGGAUGAGCAAAUACGCCCUGCUCCUGAAGGACCUGAUCAAGGAGUGCAGUGAGGCACAAGAGCAGGAGCUGGGCUACCUCCGUGCAGCUGAGGAGAUGGUGAAGUUUCAGCUCCGGCAUGGAAAUGACCUGCUGGCCAUGGAUGCCAUCCGCGACUGUGACGUGAACCUGAAGGAGCAGGGGCAGCUGGUGCGGCAGGAUGAGUUCACCAUUUGGCUGGGCCGUAGGAAGUGCCAGCGGCAUGUCUUCCUCUUUGAGGACCUGAUCCUGUUCAGCAAGCCCAAGAAGAUCGAGGGUGGCUUUGAUGUGUAUAUCUACAAGCGCUCCUUCAAGACUGCAGACAUUGGUCUGACAGAGAACUCUGGAGACAGUGGCCUGCGCUUUGAGAUCUGGUUCCGAAGGCGAAAGUCCAGUGACACCUACAUCCUCCAGGCCAGCUCAGCUGACACUAAGCAGGCCUGGACCAGUGACAUUGCCAAGAUCCUGUGGCAGCAGGCAGCCCGCAAUAAAGAAAUCCGUAUGCAGGAGAUGGUCUCCAUGGGUGUGGGCAACAAGCUGUUCCUGGAUAUCAAACCCAGUGAGGCGGCUAUCAAUGACCGUGCUAUCGAUUACAUCAUGAAAGGCAGAGGUGCCAGGACCAGAGCAUCAAUUGCGGUGUCUCUGUUUGACCAUUCCAACCCGUACAAGAGGACACAGGUGCAGCUCUCCGCUGGCAGCAGUCCCACUGCAUACAGCCCUUCCUCCUCCUCCCUGCUGGGGCCCCUCAACCUCCACAUGUACCUGGACCAGGCUCUGCUGCCAGGCGUACUGGCCCCCAGCCGCCCCUUUGAUAUUGGCACCUGCAUCGAGGAAGAUGAGCUGGAGCACGAGACAAGCAGCCAGCCCUCACUGACAACAGAGAGCUCAGAGUCAUCGCACUGCAUGUCAGGCAGCGGCUCCAGUGGCUCCGACAGUGGCUGUGUCUCCAGCAUCCCACAAGAAAGCUUCUGUGAAGACAUGGGCUCACCCCCCUACAUGCCCCUAGGCUCACAACACAGCUCUGCAGUGGAGGAGAAACCCAGGUUCACAAACAGCCAGUACAUUUCUGCAAAAGCAGGCCAGGUCACCAUAAGUCCCUCGACAAUAGUGUGA